Messenger RNA from Truncatella angustata, 774 nucleotides. RefSeq names its product methylthioribulose-1-phosphate dehydratase. Gene Ontology annotation, molecular function: methylthioribulose 1-phosphate dehydratase activity; metal ion binding. The record is from RefSeq and is a predicted model, not a curated record. Lineage: Eukaryota; Fungi; Ascomycota; Sordariomycetes; Amphisphaeriales; Sporocadaceae. Gene Ontology annotation, cellular component: cytoplasm. The coding region runs from base 1 to 774 and encodes 257 amino acids. The transcript has 3 exons.
AUGGCUUCGAACGAGACAAACGAAGAGGAGGUCAACACCAAUGACCAACUCGUCAUAUCCGAGGAUCAGAAUCAUCCAGCCAACCUCAUCCCUUCUCUAUGUGCCAAGUUCUGGACAUUGGGCUGGGUCACAGGCACUGGGGGAGGUGCAUCGAUUCGUGAUGAUGAUCUGGUAUACAUCGCCCCAUCUGGAGUGCAAAAGGAGCUCCUGAAGCCCCGGGAUCUAUACGUUUUGGAGUUAUCCAAGCAGACGGAUCUCAAGAACCGGGUUUACCUGCGCUCCCCGCCUGGCGGCAAGCCAUCUCAGUGCACUCCGCUCUUCCUGGCCGCUUUCACCAAACGCAACGCCGGAUGCUGCAUUCACACACACUCGCACUGGGCAGUCUUGGUGACUCUGAUCCUCGAGACUCGAGGCCCGGGUCAAGACAAGAUGUUCGAGAUUAACAACAUCGAGCAGAUCAAGGGUUUUGGGCGGGGUUUCCAGAAGUCCGGAAACUUGGACUACCAUGAUACUUUGCGCAUACCAGUCAUCGAGAACACUUCUCACGAAGAGGAUCUCACCGAGUUCCUCGAGGCGGCAAUGGAAAAGUACCCAGAUACAUAUGCGGUACUCGUUCGCAGACACGGUGUUUACGUUUGGGGAGACAAUGUUCGCAAAGCCAAGACCAUGUGUGAGAGUCUUGACUACCUGUUCCAAUUAGCAGUGGAGAUGAAACAGCUCGGUCUGCCCUGGAUCAGCAACGUCGAGAAAGUAAUCACAUCUUCCGGAAGGUAA